AUGGAUCCUCACCACAAGCCGCGAUCUGAACGGCGUCGCCGCCGGCCGCCAAUAUCUUGUCUACUGUGCCGCAAACGAAAGAUCAAAUGCGAUCGGGAGACACCAUGCAGCAACUGCGUGAGAGCCAAAAAUGCGACUUGUGUUUACGAGGCGGUCUCACCACCGCCGCCAUCUACUUGGAAACGUGCGAUGGGCGUAUCCGACAACCAAAGCACCAAAAUCCAUCCGCCAGAUGACACUCACACAGAGAUGCAAACAGACGCUGCCCAUACACCCAGCGCAGUGAUGACAGCGCCGAGUGGACCAAGCCCAUCUAUGUCAGUUCCAUCAGACAGGGCAAUCAUGACCCCUUCAAGUCAACCACCAACAGAAGAGCUUCAUCACCUGAGAUUUCGAGUGAAGCAACUCGAGGAACAGCUGGCCAAGACACCCCGGGCCUCUGCCGGACCUACGACCCCAAGUCCCAACUACAAUAUCAGUACAACCACAUCUUACCUCGCUGGUACAUUUCAUGUAACCUCUGAAAGCGCCACUGAGGGCCAACCGCCAACCAUAUCACGAUCCAUCAUGCACAAAACCAGAGUAUUUGGCCAAAGUCACUGGAUGAAUGGAGUUGCUCAGUUUGCCGAAGUUCUUGAUCUGAUAGAGCCCAUGCUUCAUAAUGAAGGUGCGCGAGCGAUGACAAACCUGUCCAAGUGCAAGUGGCUCGGAAAAAUGAUCAAGGCUCAGCGCACCCCAGCAUGGCCAUGUUCACCGACGCUCGAUCUUCCCCGCAGGGAUGUCGCUGAUGUGCUGGUUGCAAACUAUCUCCGAGCCUCCGAGACAGUCUACCGCGUGCUUCAUGUCCCAACAUUUAGACGCGAUUAUGAGGCCGCCAUGGAAUCAAAGAACGGGGACACAGCCUUUGUGAUCCUCUUGAAGCUCGUAAUGGCAAUCGGCUCCACAGUCUAUGAUGACAGAUUUACCAUGAGAGCAACGGCCAUCAGAUGGGUCCAUGAAGCACAGACCUGGAUUUCAGAACCCGAGUUCAAAGCUCGACUCAGCCUCCAAUUCCUCCAGAUUAACAUUCUCCUUCUCUUAGCUAGAGAAAUCGUCGGAGUCGACGGGGCUCUUGUGUGGGUGUCCACCGGUGAGCUGCUCCGUUUCGCAGUCUACAUGGGGCUUAAUCGAGACCCAGAGUUCCUCCCCAGAAUGUCAUGCUAUUCAUCGGAAAUGCGACGAAGGCUCUGGAAUACUAUAUUGGAACUCGAUUUGCAAGCCAGCAUGGAAUCAGGGGGUCCUCCUCUCUGCUCUCUCAACGACUUCAACACCAUGCCACCUGGUAACUUUGACGAUGAAGCAAUCAACCAGCAAAACCCAUCGCCAGCACCAGAUGAUGUCUUCACUGAUGUAUCUGUCGCCUUGGCCCUUCGAAAGAUGCUGCCCCUCCGCCUAUGCAUUGUCAAGACACUCAAUAGCAUAUCCUCCCACGCCGGAUACGAGGAGACACUUCGCCUUGACCAGGAACUACGUGGAGCUUCAAAACAGAUCUCUCGAGAAUUACAGGGGUACAAAGCCAAGGGGACCGGCGCAAGAAAACCAUCUCGUUUCCAGACGCGAAUCGUGGACUUCCUCAUCCGGCGUUAUAUGACGGCAAUUCACAUGCCAUUUUUCAGUGCGUCAUUGAAAGAAACCCAGUACGCAUUCUCAAGAAGGGUUGUUAUCGAGACAUCGCUGAAGACAUGGUGCAACAUCUUCCCAAUGUCAACAGCCAUGGCAAGCCAUUCACAAGAUAAGGCUUUGCCGUUAGAGACUGACGACCUGUCUCGACUUGCACUUUGUGGAAGUGGCAGCUUCCGCACAUCGUCCAUGCAAGCCGUCUUUCUUAUCGCCGCCGAACUGAAAACGCAAGUUCAAGAAGAAACCUCCACCCUAGGCCCGAUGUCCCUCCGCCGGGAUCUGUAUUCCGUCCUGCAAGAGGCCAAAAAGUGGUCUCUACACUGCAUUGAAGCAGGCGAAACAAACAUCAAAGGAUAUCUGUUCCUUUGUCUUGUCUGUGCACAGAUUAAUGGACUGAUGCGCGGUCUCUCAAGAGAGGAACUCCCAACCGUGCUUCUAGAAGCAGCAGAUGAGGCAGAGGCCGGAUGUCUGAGUAUCCUGGAGGGUAAGAUCGAUGCUGCGACCGUUGAUACGAAUAGCCAGGAUGACAUGGGAAUCGAUCCGGUAUCCGAGAUAAUGGCUGACUGGAGUCUGAUGAUGCCCGGCACCCACUUUUAUCUAGGAGACUCUGGUAACAUGGACUGGAUGACGAUGGAUUCGCUGGCGGCAUGCGCAUCGUAUACAGUCGAUGGCAUCUGA
Messenger RNA from Penicillium manginii, 2337 nucleotides. Its product is annotated as Zn(II)2Cys6 transcription factor. The record is from RefSeq and is a predicted model, not a curated record. Lineage: Eukaryota; Fungi; Ascomycota; Eurotiomycetes; Eurotiales; Aspergillaceae. Gene Ontology annotation, molecular function: zinc ion binding; DNA-binding transcription activator activity, RNA polymerase II-specific; RNA polymerase II cis-regulatory region sequence-specific DNA binding. The transcript has 4 exons. Gene Ontology annotation, cellular component: nucleus. Bases 1 to 2337 code for a protein of 778 amino acids. Gene Ontology annotation, biological process: regulation of transcription by RNA polymerase II; DNA-templated transcription.